GCACGGCGGCGGCGGGCGGUGCGGGCGGCAUGGCGGCGGCGGGCGGCGCGGCCCCGCACCCGGAGCCCCCGCGGCGCGGCCCGGCGGCGGAGGCGGCCGGCGAGGAGGAGACGGCGGAGGUGGAGCUGGCGGCGGAGCUGGCGGCGCGGCGCAGCGCGGAGGCGCGGCGGCUGGUGCUGUCGCCGCGGCGGCUGUCGGGCCCGCUGCCCGCCGGGCUGUCGCAGUGGUUCCCGGCGCUGGAGGUGCUGGACGUGAGCGGGACGGGGCUGGCGGAGCUGGGCGAGGAGCUGCUGGCCCUGCCGCGCCUCCACACGCUCCUGGCCAAGAACAACCGGCUGGGCGGGCCCGGCUCGCUGCCCAAGGGGCUGGGGCAGGCCCCGCUCGGCCGCUCCCUCCGCGUCCUCAACCUCAGCGGGAACCGCUUCGCCGAAGUGCCGCCCGCCCUGCUGGGGCUCCGCGGGCUGCAGAGCCUCAGCCUCGGCGGCAACCGGCUCCACGGCAUCCCGCCCGACAUCCAGGAGCUCCGCAGUUUAGAGUUUCUGUACCUUGGAGGGAACUUCAUCACUUCAAUUCCACCUGAAUUAGCAAACCUGCCUUCCCUAAGCUAUCUAGUUCUGUGUGACAACAAGAUCCAGAGCAUUCCACCUCAGCUGGCACAGCUUCAUUCCCUGCGUUCCCUUAGCCUGCACAAUAACCUGCUGACUUACCUUCCUCGAGAGAUCCUUAACCUGGUUCACCUGGAAGAGCUGAGCUUGCGUGGGAACCCACUGGUGGUUCGCUUUGUCCGUGACCUGACCUACAACCCCCCAAGCCUUCAGGAACUGGCUGGACGCACAAUUAAAACUCGCAAUGUUCCCUAUGCUCCCAGCGACCUCCCAGAGAAUCUUGUCCGGUACCUGAGCCUGGCCAGCAAUUGUCCCAAUCCUAAAUGCGGGGGUGUCUACUUCGACAGCUGCGUCAGACAGAUCAAGUUUGUUGACUUCUGUGGGAAGUAUCGGCUCCCGCUGAUGCACUACCUGUGCUCCCCGGAGUGCUCCUCGCCCUGCAGCUCUGCCUCCCAGAGCUCUACUUCCCAGAGCGAGUCUGACUCCGAGGAUGAAGCCAGCGUCGCUGCACGCAGGAUGCAGAAAGUCCUCCUGGGAUAACAGGAAGGAAAACGUGUUUGGAAAGCAAUAAUGGAACAGCGAGGCGUGAGCCUCUGGUCUGAAGGGCUCAUGAGAAACUGUCCUCAAGUUUAUGUAAGGGGCAGAAUAUCUUAGCAAGCCUAGGCUUGCUUGGUGCAGUGCUGCUUAGGAGAACUAACUUGGUGGCAUACUGCCUGUGGGGUGCCUGGGGUUGCUAGAAACAUCUCCUGUUUGGGAGACUGCUGCCACUGUCCCUUGUACAGGCUGGGGAGGGGGAGCUGGGGCGAGGGAUUUGUUCUCACUGGCGGAUUGAGAAAGGUUUUAACAUAUGAUACUUGACUGGACUUGAGUCAUCCUGCAGAGCAAAGGAGACUGUCCAGAUCUCUUAACACUGUGGUAAAUCAGAAGCAGGCUAAUGAUGCCAUGUGAGUGUGUAUGGACCCCAGUGUUUUAUAUAGCAUUUUGAUUCUUUGCUGUCUCCUUCACUUUCAGUUGCAGGUUUCACACCCAUCCACUAAAAAUGGGAAUUGGGUUUUUUCAGGAGUAGGUUUUUCCAAACUGGUUACUCUUCCUUUGCCUAGAGGUGUAGGGUUUCUGUGCUGUUACAGAUGUUACAGCCAUCAUAGAACUGAGACACUUUUUUUAAUCCCUUCUUAUACCAAGCUGCUCUUAGUGUUUCCUCCUAACUGUAUUCGUCAUUUUCCCUCCCUCUGCCUCUUCCCAUUACACCUGAAGCGUUGCUGUCUUUAUGGUGCCUUUAGAAAACACAUGGGUUGUUCUGUUGAGACUUGGUAUUACUUCACACUUGUGGCCAUACAUGCCUGUGCAAGGGACCAGAUGUGAUGCUCUUUAUCACGUUUUUGAGUCUCAGCUUACUGGAGCAAAUCUGCUUUUAUAUCUCUGAAUUGCAGGAAAGGUCUCGAUUGACAUUUCUUGUUUCUAAACAGCCAUGUCCCCCUGCUGCAGCUAGCUCUGCUAUGCUUGGUACAGUUACUUUCCGUGCUUAAGAUUAUCUGCUUAAAGUAGGCAGCAGCUUAAUGGGUUGGAAGUACUGAGAGAAGUGCAGUGGAGAAUGCUUUGGGGGUUUUUUCCUUAUAACAUGAGAGGAAAAGCCGUUAGGGAGGCAGAGGUGCGUUGUUGUCUGAGCAUCUUGCACGAGGUGGUUCUCAAACCUCUUCCUUAUUUAUUUGUUUGCAUUUGCUCUUGUUAUAAUAGCUUUGGCAGCCUGUUGGAUGUUCAGAUAGCACAUUCGGUUAUCUUAAACUAUGUUUCAAGUACCGAGAAAUAGUUUAUAAAAUACUAUGAAUGGGCAGGUAUCUAUAAAUCUACUUUAUGGGGGCUGCUGUAUGUUUUGCUCAGUGAGAGCUGCCCUUUUAUUAGUACUUCAUGGCAGACUCCUUCUGAUGCAGUUUCAGAUAGAGCAAAUGCAACUGUGCCUUCGACUGCAUGAGCAGAGCAAAUACAUUCUGUUAAGAAGCUAAAUGAACAAGAAAAACUUUUCUUAACUCACUUUGGCCCUACAGGGGAAAUUAAAAACCUGUGCUGCUCUCCUGUAUUCGGAAAACAGAUGCACCUAUUUGAAUAUCUUAUGGCAGCUCUGUGUUAAUGCUCCUGUUUAAUUCUGUUUGACACUUUAUAUGUUAAAGCACUUUGAUAAUUCUACUCUUUGUAACUAGCUUUAGUGAUUUAUUUUUUGUUUUAAUCAGACUACAGUUUUUCCUUUCAUGUGAGCUGAAGAACAAGGUCCAUGAAAUUUUGUACGUUCCAGUCUGUCUCGGUGUGCAGGUUGAACUUCUUGCCUUGCAUUUCCUUGUCAGCACUGCUCAUUUCCCUGGAAAUGGAACUGGAAUUUGAAAGAAAUGAUCUGGUUAUAAAAUAGCACCUCAUCCGUUAUUAAUCAUUGCAGCUUAGUCUGAAGGUUUCCCACAUGCACAGAUCCAUCCACAAGGAACUAAAUUGCACAUGUGCACGCUGUGUGCCUUUCCAAAGAACUUAAGUAUCUUUUUAAGACCCACUAGGGUGGAUGUGCAGAGCAACUGGAUGUCACUUUAGCAAAUUCUGUGAGGUUUGCUUAGGAAGAAGAACCCACAGGUUUUGAGAGGAACCGGCUGCAUGCCGUUAGGUAAAUUGGGAUCAGCGAGUGGCCUGUGUUUUGUUCUUCAUCUCCUCUUUCAGAUGUGUUUUUCUGUCCCAAGUGAAUGUGGUCAUACCAGUGCUGAAGGACAGUAAACUGAUUGCAGAGCCUCAGUGUUAAAUUGGCUGCUAGUGUAACAGUACCGAGCAGCUGAGUUGAUCUAGAGCUUGGCUCUUCUGCCAGAAAAAGUGAGCCACACAAGUUGAGAUCUCAAGAUCUUUUGAGCUCAGGACCACAAGGUGCCACUUUCCUUUCUUCUCCUUAGCAGCAGCUGUCUUGAAGUCACGUAAUUUUUCACUUCACCCCAGUUCCUGUUUGCACAGCAGCACUUGUGUGUGUGACGGGUUAAGACCAGUGGUGGCUGGUUCUAACUUAGCUCGAUUCUUAAGUGCAUUCUCUUUUCUAACUGAACAGGCAUUCCAUUUCUGCCCCAAUUCUAACAGGGCUAACAUUUGUUUUUUCACAGCUUCUUCACUGUGGCCAGGUCAGAACUUGACAGCUCAUGCAGCUGAUAUCUCUAUGCAUUUUUACUUGAUAAGAUGUCUUGUCUCUUAAAAAUUUUGUAUAUAUUCCUGAAUAUAGCUAGCAAGGUUUCUUCUUGCUGCUGGGCUUUAAAGUGCAAUUCAAGUAUGUCAGAAUUUAAAGCAAUCAAGGAAUUGUAAGAAAAACAAAUGGAUGGAUGGAUGGAUGGAUGGAUGGUUGGUUGGUUGGUUGGGUUUUUUCCCUCAGAGGUGGAUUCAAAAGGACAAAGGAUGCAGGUUUGUACUGUAGUGCCUAAUAUACUGAGCCUCCAGGAGUCCAGUUUUUCAGCAAUUGUUAGCCCCCAAAGACUGGAAAAUGUACUGGGCAAUAAAACAGGUAAGACACAACUUGAAAAGACGCUGAUGGAUGGGAAGUUCUAGUUCCUACCAUCCCCUUCUCAGGGGUCCUGAGAAGUAGAAAGUGGUUUUGCUCUUUUGGUCAGUUUUAAAUAGUUGAGUUCAGUUCUUACAGAUGCCUUUCCAAAUGAAGUCUUCAGUCAGUGUUUUGGUAUCAGUCCCCUUGUUGCUACAGCAGCCCAGCACGUCCAGCUUUUGAAACUGUUCUUAAGCUAAGACACAAGUGUGUGAAACAAAGUUGCUCAUUCCUUCUUCCCUGCGGGGCCUGGGACCCUGCUGGCAUUCAUCCUGCCCUGCCGUCGCGCUGCCAAGGGGAGCUGCUGGUGUGUUUCUGAAUGCAGGUACUUCAUGUGAACAGUGGGGUCGUGUUAGAAAGAAGCAAAAUAACAAUUUGACUGGAAGCAACUUACACAGUUGCCAAUUCUUUUCUGUUUUUCUUUGGUAAGAGGUGAGACUUGAGGAAGUCAGUAAUGAAUAUUUAAACAUGCUCUGAAGUGGCCAGAUGCAGUUUUUCAUGAGCUUCUGUCCUGGUCAUUUUAAGUCUUUGAAAUCUUGUGUUGAAUUAUAAUGGGAGUGGGGGGGAGGGAGGGGAGAACCAUCUCCUUUUCGUUCCUUACUCUUGUUGGCAAUAAUGAAUGGAAGGAAUUUAACCCAAUGAAAGUAAUGAAACUUAAUCCCCGCAAUGUGUCUUUGUUACCCAGUUCAAAGAACUAUUUUAAUGCAUCUUAUUCACACCAUGCCCUCCCUCCCCAACUGAAGAUACUUCAAAUAGACUACUUCAGAAUGCACACUAAUACAGCAGUAACUCUAUCUUGGAAACCUUUCUAUUGAUUGUUUCAUUUGCCUGUCUGACUAGAGAAUUGAUCUUUUACUGACCUGAACGUUAAGGGUAGAAAGGGUUCUCAUUCAGCCUUCUUGUUGAAUUUUUAUCAUGAGCAUUUGUUUUAGGAAGUCUUAAAAGUGCCUUAUGUUUUGAAAAGUAUAUUUUGCUAGGAAUGUCUGAAUGUAGAAGAUGUCUAACGGUAUUUCGUUAUGAGCUGUAAAACAAAUUGCAAACACUAAACCAAAAAUGUUAUUUCUACA
Molecule: messenger RNA, 5219 nt
Organism: Strigops habroptila (Kakapo)
Lineage: Eukaryota; Metazoa; Chordata; Aves; Psittaciformes; Psittacidae
Gene: LRRC58
Product: leucine rich repeat containing 58
Exons: 4
Coding region: 30-1145 (371 amino acids)
Molecular function (GO): protein binding
Source: RefSeq, a predicted model, not a curated record